Musca domestica (house fly) is the source of this 2267-nucleotide messenger RNA. Its product is annotated as dynein regulatory complex protein 1 homolog. The record is from RefSeq and is a predicted model, not a curated record. Gene Ontology annotation, biological process: regulation of cilium movement; axonemal dynein complex assembly; cilium-dependent cell motility. The coding region runs from base 74 to 2209 and encodes 711 amino acids. The transcript is spliced from 8 exons. Lineage: Eukaryota; Metazoa; Arthropoda; Insecta; Diptera; Muscidae. Gene Ontology annotation, cellular component: axonemal dynein complex; axoneme.
CUAUUUGCUAUUUGUGACAGAAGCAGGAACUUCAUAAAAAUUGAUUUUAAAUUGAAAAUUAUUUUGAAAAAACAUGGAAAAUUGUGAUGAAUACGAUACUGGUGGAGGUGAUGCUGGGACAACAAAGGGACAACUCUCAGAAGAUAGCCUCAAAACUGGCUUUAUACCAUAUGUGGGCAACAAACGGGAUGUGACGAUGAAACUUCCACACAUUUUUGAUAUACGCAGUAAACUUCGAAAGGAUAGGCUACAAAAGAAACUGAAGGAUAUGCCCCAGGGAAAGGAGAAAGGCGAUAUUGAGCUACAACUGGAGAAAAAUGAUAAAUGUUUGCAGGACCUUUUGGAUUUUGGCAAUGAAUUGGUGAACAACAUCAAAGCGGCCAAUGAGCAGCAGGAGCUGUUGCAGUGCCGCAGUAAAAAGCAGAGGGAAGAGGACCUCCAGCUGACACUGCGCCACGAAGCCGAGGAAACUUUAAAGCUUUUCGAUGAAAUCAAUGCCAAAUGGUUGGAAAUGAAUGAAAUGCGUGAACCCAUGGCCAUUUUCGAAGAGACGCAAAAACAACGCGAGAGCAUAGCCCAAAUGAUGAGCAGUAAGGAUGAACUGAUCGACAAAUGCCAAGAGGAAUUGAGACGGAUCAAUGAAAAAUACAAUGCCGAUCAGCAGAAACAAUCACAGGAUGUUUGUUUCCUAGUCGAGAGGAUCGAUGAUCAAAUUGAGCUGCUGAAAAAAUCCUACAAAGAAAAUCUCUACGAACUUCAGGAGGCCAUCGAUACGGAGAAGAAAAAAUUGCAUCAAGUCUCCCAAGAGAAAUGGUCGCGAAUGUAUGAAGAUCUAACGGUAAAGGAGCAGGAGAAAAUGGAAUUGGUGAAGGAAAAACAAGAACUUUAUUCGGAAGAAUUGGAAAAGAUACGCACCAAACAGGAGGAGAUAACGCGCGCAACGCGUAUACGCCUGGAAAAAGAUGCUGAAAUGUUGGAGCUGGAAAUUCGCAAGACCCGAGCAAAUAUUCUUAUAAAUUCUGAAAAGAUCGACUACAACUAUCAGGUGUUGCAGAAACGCAACGAAGAGAACAUCAUCAUCAACAAUCAACAAAAACGUAGGGUUGCCAAGUUCAAUGAAUCGAUUGUUUUGCUCAAACGGAAGCUGGAAACACUGAAGCAGAAUAAUCAUCAAGUUAUGCAACGCUAUACGGAGGAGAUACAAAAGUUGCAUGCCAGCAUCAAUGAGCUACAGCUGAAGGCGGAACAUUUUCAAAAGAGCAAUAGGAAUAAGUUCACCAAAGUCUGGAGCAUGCAUUUCAAGGAAUUGAAGGAUUUACUGACAAGUGUCUGGGAUGUGGAUAGGAUAUUAUAUGAACAGCAGUUGGCCAGGAAGUGGGAGAGACCUGCAGUAGAUUUGGAUAAACUGGACUAUACCAAGCCAAAGAAGAAUGCUUCAAAGCCCAAAACAGCUCCCGCCUCAUAUGGACGCAAUCGACAUCGCCUGACAUCCGGCACCUCAAAAUCCCAGAACAAAAAAGUCAAUCAAAGACAAUUAAAUGAUAUUUUGCAAAAAAUUUCCGAUCGUGCUGGAUUUUUGAUUGAAGAACGGCUCUUUGAAAUAUUAAAACCCUAUACAGAUGAAGAGAAAUGUUUGGUGCGAAUUGAGAAUAUAUUUUCGGCCUUACACAUAACCGAUAUUGAGGUGGUCAAUAGUUUAAUUACCUAUUUUGAGCCCUACUCCUGGUGUCCAAAUUGUUCGGAGGGUGUGAAUCAGAAAUCCCUGAAAUCGUUGUAUUCUUUUAAGGACAAGGGGGAGGAGGAGGAAGUGAAAGAAACUGAAACAGAAGAGAGCUCAGAGGUCUCCUCCAAAGCCCCCUGUUCAAAUCACAUUCUGGUCAUGGAACCGGCCUUGGUUUUGACAGCUCUCAACGAAUUUACCCGCCACGAACAGAUCAGAGGCAAGUCCGCCAAUGUCAAGGAUCACAAGAAAGAUCUGUGCCUUGAAACCGAAAUGGAUCUCCUGGCCUUGGAUGAGAACCACAUACGCAGCUAUUGGCAACAAUUUGCCAAUUUUAUGCCUCAGGAUAAACAAAAUCUCUGGAAGACCAUAGAACACGGUUUGAAUCACUAUUUGGAGGUAUUGAAGAAACGUUCCCAGCUGGAUGGCGAGUGUGUUUUUCUGCAGAAACAAAAUUCGGAAUUGAAAUAUUUAUUGCAGAAAUUGUAGAGAAUAAAGGAGAAAUGUGAGAAGGAGAAUUAAAAAAUUGUAAAGAUUUCAAAAUCAA